Melanotaenia boesemani (Boeseman's rainbowfish) is the source of this 2093-nucleotide messenger RNA. It is a transcript of the gene rassf7a, whose product is annotated as Ras association domain family member 7a. Bases 471 to 1814 code for a protein of 447 amino acids. Gene Ontology annotation, biological process: signal transduction. The transcript is spliced from 6 exons. Lineage: Eukaryota; Metazoa; Chordata; Actinopteri; Atheriniformes; Melanotaeniidae. The record is from RefSeq and is a predicted model, not a curated record.
GAGAGACAGUGAGAAGGAAGAGCGGCGUAGGCACACAGCAAGAACUCUAGCAGUCUGUCAGAUCCUGCCUGCGGUGAGGACUCCCAGUAGAAGUGCAUUCCUGAGGCAGCCAGCGACAAAUGGCAGCAGGAGAGCGCGGAGGAGAAGUCCUGACACCCUUUAAAUCUUUUCAUGACCAGGACUGACUGCCUCUGACCUCCGCCGGAUUCACGCGCUCAACACAAACACACACACUCGCAGGUUGCUUUGCACAGCAGCGGAACAACCGGCUCUGCUACCCUGCGAGAAGUGAAGAUUUCCCCCAACUGUGGUUAAAGGAAGGGGUGACAGAGUGGGAAUUUAAACUCCUUGAAGAGAAGGAGAGGAUCCUCUGUUUUAAGGGUCAUGCAGCGGUAAGCCGUGCCAAGCCAAGCUGAGCUGAUCUGCUUUGAGGACCAUCUUACCUCUCACCCUGUCCUGUUUGGUCCCAGAUGGAGCUCAAAGUGUGGGUGGAUGGAGUAGUGCGUGUGGUAUGCGGCCUGUCUGAGGAAACGUCCUGCCAGGAUGUCGUUAUCGCUCUGGCACAGGCCAUCGGUCAGACAGGCCGAUAUGUUCUUAUCCAACGUCUAAGGGACACAGAAAGGCAACUGCUGGCCACAGAGAGGCCUCUGGAGUCUUUGGCAAAGUUAGGCCAACAUGGCAGUGAAGUUCAAUUCUUCCUGCGCCGUACUGGUCCUAGCAGCAGUGAUGGACCUGGCUCAAAACAAGAGAAACCUACUCCCCUUCCACUGCCUAAGCAUCCUGAGCCAGAGACUUCAAAACGGAACCAGCCUAAAAAAGCCCUGACAUUUAACUUGGGACCAUCCACCUCCCCUAAAACCAAGGCCAAACAGCUUAAGGGAUCUCCUCGGGACUCUCCAGAGCAAAGAGCCUCCCCAUCCCCUUCACCGAGCCCAGUAUCACCUCAUAUGCCAUCUCUUUCUCCUUCACCACCUGUUGGUCCUUCCAAAGAAGAGGUCUUUAGAAAAGUUCUUCAGCAACAGGAGAGACUUAGGGCCAUUGAGGCCCAACUAGAAGCCCUAGAGUUGGAGUCGUAUACCCGGGAGCGUCCUUACCCAUCUCCAUGUCCCUCACCGGUGUCUGAUGCUCGCUUAAAAGAGGAGAUUGACGCUUUGGAGCAAGCAAUGCGGAGGAACCAGGCUGAGCUUGCCCACGAGCAGUAUUGGGAGGAAGAACUUCAAGCAGAGGUGGAGAGGGAGCGAGGGAUGAGGAGGAAGCUGGGGGAACUCCAUGCCAAGCUAGAUGACUGUGGACGACGGCUCCAUGAGUUCUCGGUUCGCUCUGCUCAGCUGGAACAAGAAAUCCAGCGAGAGAGCCAGGCAGAAGGCAAAGCCAGUGGGCCUGAGGAGUCGCUUGAUGCUGUGAGGGCAGAGAUUCGGAGCCAGGAGAGGCAUGGGACAGAGCUGGAGGAGCAGCUAUCUGAGGCUGAUAAGGCUCUGGGGAAGGCAGAGUCUCUACUGCAGGCCCGACAAGAGGAGCUGGAGGAGUUGAAUAAGGAGCUGAGGCAGUGUAACUUGCAGCAGUUUAUUCAACAGACAGGCGUCCUGCCAGCACAUGCACACUCACGCACAGAGCUGCAGGAACAUUUGGAGCAGCUGGAACUGGCUCAAUUUCUGCAGAAUGGAUACGGGAAUGGCCGCAGCGAAACUCCGGUGGAAUCUCCGCCUCGGCCUACUGCAAAACAGUUCCUGGGACAUCCACGAAAUCUACAAAACCCUCUAGUGUCGAGUCUCAACCCUGAGGUCCUGACAUCCCGAGAGUCGUCAUGGAGAUAAAACAUGGACCGCAGGGCCAAGGGAAAGUUGUUCACUGUUGUGUCACCAUCGCCUCUUAUUUAACUCUUUGCUUUAUAACACCUCCAUUCAAUAUUCAAUGUAACAUAUACGUACUGUAUAUACGUAAAACAAAUAUAUUUCCAGAGUUUUGCUACUAUAAACACUUCAGAGUAUCUGUAUGAAAUGUUAAAUAUUUUAGGAACCUUUGACCAAUAGAAAUUAUUACUAUUAUGAUGUAUUUAAAUAUAAUAAAAUGUGCAUUGUGUUUUAGAUAAUCUA